This is a messenger RNA of Enterobius vermicularis (human pinworm), 858 nucleotides long. The record is from the annotation of a GenBank genome assembly. Lineage: Eukaryota; Metazoa; Nematoda; Chromadorea; Rhabditida; Oxyuridae.
AUGCUACGUCGUUUUCAAUUAUUUUUUGUAAUAUUUCAGCUUAUCGUUCGAGUUGUGGACAAGGAAAGGUCUGGGGAAACAGUGACUUCGCUAAGCAAACUGUUCUUUUCGAAACAAGCAGAGUUGAAAAAAAUUCUUUCCAAGGUUCCUGCCCAUCGGGAAAGGGAAAAGGUGAUCAGAAAUUUGAAGAAAGCUAUUAGCAGUCGGAAUGCAGCAAUAGCAGAAAUUGAAAAUGAGCUUCAGUGUGCUGAGUUUGCACUUACGAAGGCAGUUUAUCAGGCAGGAAUAAAAAUCAAGCUAAUGCGCCAGGCAGAAGCUAGGAAAGUAAACAGUGAACAGGUUAUACGAUUUGCGAAUCAGAUUAGUAGAUGGUACUCAGUAGCUGCUCCACUUGGCUGGCAGUAUGGUGAUCCUUCUAGGCCAUUUCCUACAGAGGCAGAGUUGAGAUUAUCAGCACUGGCGGCGCCUAGAGUGAGUGCCCCUUCAGCACAACCUGCACUUUCGUUGCUCAGGCAUCAGGGAGCAAGCUCAUCCAGUCCUGGUUUGAUGAGAGGUAACGGUCGAGGAUCUUCUCCAAUGACUGCUGGGACUUGGAGUCCCCGAGGAGGAUAUGGCCAGCAGUCCUCCUCUCCCAGAGGCCGAGGGUCACGUGCAGCAGGAGUUAUAUCUCCGAGAAUAAAUAUUAGUGGUGGACCUCUGAUGCAGAGGCGACCCUCUGGUACCGGAAGUAGCCCUCAUACUAGCCCUUCUGGUUAUCCUAUUGGUGGCAAAGGUGUACAUCCACCGGUGAAAAAUGUUGAGCAAAUGAGUUCUGACUCUAGCAGUAGUUCCAGCAGUGAUGAAGGAAGUCCGUCCUGA